This is a messenger RNA of Pedinophyceae sp. YPF-701, 486 nucleotides long. The record is from the annotation of a GenBank genome assembly. Lineage: Eukaryota; Viridiplantae; Chlorophyta; Pedinophyceae.
AUGCUCGCCGCGGCGAGGAGCAAGGCGGCCCUGCUGGCCGGGCGCAGCGCCUCCGCGCGGUCGCUCGUCUCGGCCAUCGGCCACCGUGCGUCCGUGCACUCGCGGAGGAUCACAUCCGCGACGGUCCCGCGAGCGAUCCCCUCCAGUGCGUCGGUGCAGCAGGCCGACCAGCUGCGCCAGGAGGGCAAGCUCUACCUCGACGUGCGCACGAAGGAGGAGUUCGCCGCCGCGCACGUCCCCGACUCCAUCAACGUCCCCGUCUUCGUGGCCACGCCCCCGCAGGGCAUGGCGCCCAACCCUACCUUCGUACAGGACGUCGAAGCCGCGAUCCCCGACAAGACGAGCGAGGUGCUCGUGGGCUGCGCCGCGGGGAAGCGCUCCGCCGUCGCCGUGUCGCAGCUGAAGGCCGCGGGGUACGCCAACCUGUGCGACGUCGAGGGGGGGUUCAACAGCUGGGUGGGCGCGGGGCUGCCCGUGACCAAGUGA